Molecule: messenger RNA, 7422 nt
Organism: Paramuricea clavata
Lineage: Eukaryota; Metazoa; Cnidaria; Anthozoa; Malacalcyonacea; Plexauridae
Source: the annotation of a GenBank genome assembly
CCCACUUUUCCCCCCUUUUUUCAUGUUCAAAGUUACGUAAUCAUAUUGACAACAUGGCGGAGUUGUUGACCCUACAAAAUUUUAUCGAUGGAAAAUUCGUGCCUUGUGCUCAAUACAUAGACAGCUAUGACCCCUCAACUGGCAAACCACAUGCUCGAGUGCCCGACAGUGAUAAUAAAGAGAUCGAACUCGCGGUACAAGCGGCGAAAAAGGCCUCCCCUAGGUGAGAGUGCGUAUUAUUAAAGAUACUAUCAAAGACUACUUGCCUCGUGGCGCCCCUCUUGAUUUUGGAUCAAAUUGUUAAAGCGAAUGAAUUUAGUUCAAAAUGAAGCAAAAAGAUGGUUUCAAAGAUAUGUUAAAUAACAUUGCACGUGCAUAAAUUACAAAACACGAGGUAUAAACUAUAAACAGUGACAGCCGGCUAUGUAGUUAAUAUUAAACAUGGGUCACAAUAUAUGGUAAUUAAUACUAUAGUUAAUAUAAAAUUAAGUUAAAUUUUUAUAAAAUAAACCGAACUCAUUCCCAAACCUAAUGGUAAAUGUCUAGUAAUAAAUUUGAAGGUUAAGAUAUGGUGGGCAAAAAGUUUUAGAAAACUUUGAAAUCAAAUGAAACGGCCCCAGGCUGGAUUUGAACCUGUACAUUUCUACUGCAUAGACAACAGUGUUAACCAAUAUGCCACCAACAAGGUUGCUGAAUGCAACUGCAAAAAUUGUAUUACUAACAGGGGCGCUGGAAAGUCGAUAGUUGGGGGGCAGAUAUUCAUAUAUUCAUGUUCACAGACUGUAAAAACAAUCGCUUUCAAAGGAAAUAAAUGAUGCAGAACAUGAAUAUAUGAAUAUCUGCCCCCCAAUUAUCGACUUUCCGGCACCCCUGAUUACUAAUACAAAUUGCCAGCUAUUAAAUAACUGGCACGUUUACUGGCAAGUAACAGCUGCGUCACCUGCUACACCCAAAACAUUAAAAUGUAUAUUUUAGCUGGUCGAAAACCCCAGUAAAAGAAAGAGCAAAAAUUAUGAUGAAAAUAGCAGAUAUCGUAGAAUCUCGUCUGCAUGAGUUUGCCGCAGCCGAAUCAAAAGAUCAAGGCAAGCCAGUGUGGUUGGCAGAAAUGAUUGAUAUUCCAAGAUUUUUGUUGAAUAUGAGAUCUUUUGCUGUUGCUAUUCAGAAUCAGGUCAAUAGGUAGGUGAUGAAUAUUUAACCUGUUGUCCAAUAUUGGGUUAAUAUUCCCUGUCACAUUCUUCCUAGAGUUCCAAUAAUGUCCACCAUAUUCAUUGUGAGUGACGUAGGGGGUAUUUGACCCACUGUGAUCACCUACUUUAGAAACCAGGGUGCAUGCAGGGGGCAACCCCCACCACACCCCACCCCAGCCAAGCCUUUCAAUGUGUAACAAAGUUGUAACAAUAAAUUUUCAACCAUGAAAGCAAUUUCGUAGGCUAUAAAUUAUUAGCUACUGCAUGCAAAUAUUGUAGGAAAUUUAAAGCAAAAAAGAUUAGAGAAGUAACUAAAAUUUCCAGCAACAAAAGGUUGUCAUGUGUUGCCAAGCUAAUUUUCGUGAAGUGCCUGCAUUCUCUGUGUAUUUGUCAGGUAGUUCAUCACUUCCCAUCAAUUUGAAGCUUUCUUACCAGUAUUGACACUACCCUUAACACCAGCGAAGACUGUUCAGUUGUUCAGUAUUAGAAUAUGUACUAAAAACCUGUCGAUGUUCGAAUAGUGUAAUAUGUACUUUACAUUAAUGUUUUAUCAUUUUGUUUCCACACUUGUAAUAUGUUUCAGAUCCACAGUACUUAAAGAGCAAGGUGCAGUUAACUACACGACACAUAAUCCAGUGGGCGUGGCCGGCCUUAUCUCUCCUUGGAACUUGCCAUUGUAUCUUCUCUCAUUUAAAAUUGCUCCUGCGAUUAUUACGGGAAACACUGUCGUGUGCAAGCCGAGUGAAAUGACCUCCGUUACUGCCUGGAUGUUCGCUGGUGUUCUCAAUGAAGCAGGUUAAGCAGGCCAUUUAAUUCCAUUUCAACCAUACAAGUUUUUGUCAUCAACUUGUUAACAUGUUGCGUGCAGACAAUAUCAGACUUGUUGGAAUAACUUGUUACAAGUCUGUUGGCCUCAUCAAAUUAGUUACAAGAUAACAACUUGUUCCAGACUUGUCAACAACUGGGAACAAGUAUUGCAAACACAUCUUGUUGACAAGCUCUGAGCUAGGGCAUAAACACAUUUUAGCUGAAAAGAACUUUUUCCAUACAUCAUCUGUAGUAAUUCCACCUUCCAUACAGCCCUGUCGUAACGGGAUCUAAUUGAUAUAUUUAGUAGUAAUUUUCUAUUUUAUUUUUGAAGGUCUACCCCCAGGCGUGGUCAACAUGGUGUUUGGUGUGGGUCCUAAAUGUGGUGCAGCGCUUGUCCAGCAUCCAGAUGUCCCUAUAAUAUCCUUCACUGGUUCUACCGCUACUGGUCGUUAUAUCAUGGAGAAUAGUGCUCCGUACUUUAAGAAACUCUCUUUAGAGGUCUGGUAUACAAAUCUCAGCUUUAAAUUAAUACUAAACCUCUUCAUGCACGAGACCUCAGAACGACAUUGAUUCCAUUUCGGUCUUAUAACGUUUUGAAGUCAUAUCUUGUUUGCUAUAUCCUGUGCAGAGCUGGGAGAAUUCACGGGUGUACACAGGCUAGUUAGCUAGAGACAAUUAGUGACUGGGCCGGCUGCGAUGAAUUCAAGGUGGAUAAUGCUGUUUACAGUAAAUAAUAAACAAUAACGGCAGCAUUGACUUCGGAUAGCAUUUUCGAAAUAAAGAAUGAAAAACUGAAGGCCUAAAUAUUUAUGUUAUCACAGAAGGAAACCAGAGUUCCCGGAGAAAGCAUUCAGUGUUUUGAAAAGUGUAACUGGGAGUAAUCUUCUCAUACAUAACUGUUUCUUCCUGUUGAUUAUAUUUUGUUCUACUGUAAUUGCUCUUUUCACACAGCUUGGUGGUAAGAACGCGGGCAUAAUAUUUGAAGACAGUGAUCUCGAGAAAUGUAUUCCUGGUUCUGUAAGGUAACGAUCUAUUCACGCGAAACUUGCACAGAUGAAAAUAUUGUAUACACAUUACAUGUGCGAUGGCACGCGACUUUGGUUAGCUGUUUCUUAAUGCUUUCUCAACACUAUCAUGUAUUCUAUUGAAGUUGAAACAUAGUUGGAACACUCAUCAAAUCUUUAUUUUGUUAAUCUAGAGCUUGAAAUAUCCCCUGUAACAAUUCGUGACUGCUGUCCUUGUUUCACCGAGGAUUUUUGUUAAAGUAGUAAUCCUCACCGUUUAGGUCUGGGUAUACUAACCAAGGGGAAGUCUGUUUGAGCACUAGCAGAAUUUUUGUACAAAGGUCUAUUUAUAAGACGUUCUUGGAAAGGUUUAUCAAGGCAACGAAGUAAGUGAUAGGUUUAACGAAUCUAAACAAAACUUAUCUAAAGUAUUUUUACCGGAUAGCAUUUGCUGCAUCAUGAAAGGUAAGCCAUUAUCCCUAGAGGUCCAAUAUAUCUACAGGUUUCUACAGGAAGAAACCGGAAUACAUGUAUAGGAGAAAGCGAAGAGUCAAACUGCCAGGACAUUUCUUACAUGCUUUCGAAAUUAUAAUCAAACAACUACCAACUUGAGUAAAACCAAAGUCUGUUUCAGAAACUCCCCUAGGGGUUGGUUUCAGGGGAUGUUGUAGUUGCAAGCUGUAAAGCAUGUUUAACAAAACUCUACUUUUUAAUAACUUUACUAGAGAGUUAAAAGUCGGACGACCAAGUGACAAAGAUACGAAAAUUGGCGCUCUUAUAAGCAAGGAACACCUGGAGAAGGUACGUAUAGAGCUAAACUAAAACUAACUUUAUUUACUCUGGAUAGCUUUGUCAGUUUUAAACCGUUCAGUUCCUAAGCUAAUCCUCCAGUGUACUACAGGAGGAAGCCUAAAUGAAUGUUUGUUAGCGUCAUCAACCGUGUAACAAGGUGAUAACAACUUGUUCCAGUCACAGGGUCUUAGCUAGGAUUUUAGAUCUUGGGCGUGUUUCUAAUGACCAGGGCGUGCACAUGUCAAUUACUUUGAAUAGCAAAAUCAUGGCUCUAGUUAUGCUCACCAACAACAAUGCCUGUAGUUGUUCUAUGCUUUGCAACCAAAUACAAGGCGAGCAUACGCUCAUAUUGUGCACUGACAAUUAAGUUAUUUCAACAACUAUUGGGGGUAUUUAAAACCAUUUUAACACCAUACAGUUUCCAUUAUCCAUCAAAACAUUAAAACAUCACGGAUCACUUUUGCCAAUUCAACAACAACAGUAGAUUCUACAAACUUUCUUGACGUAAAUAGGAAGAAAUUCUGUCUGUUGUAAGUAGCACCACCUUAUUUUAUGAACCUUAUACACGGCCUUAUAUAAAUAGUGAAGCCGCGUUCAUUUUAUCUAGCCAUGUUUUUCCACUUUUGGCCGCGAUAACACGGCCAACACGGCCCUCUAGCUAAGACCCUGGUUCCAGACUUGUCAAAACAACUGGGAACAAGCAGUGCGAACACAUGCUCAUAUUGGCUUGACAACAACCUUGUUACAAUUUGUUUGCAGUUCUGUAACAACUUGCGUGUUUUUACUUGACAUGUGUAGGUUAAGAACUAUGUGAAGAUAGCAAGAGAUGAAGGUGGCGUGAUCGAGUGUGGUGAAGGAAAAGACCCAAUGCCCGAUUUGCCUGAAGAAAAUAAAAAUGUAUGUAGUAAUGCGAGUUUAAUGCGUUUUCAGUAAAUAUGAAUUAUGACAGCAUGUCAUCUUCUUUCUGCCAGGGAUAUUUCAUGUUGCCAACCGUCAUAACGGGUUUGACAGAUGACAGUACAUGUAUGCAGGAAGAAAUAUUUGGUGAGUAUAGUAUGGUAUGGUAUGGUAUGGUAUGGUAUAGUAUAGUAUAGUAUAGUAUAUGGUAUGGUAUAGUAUAGUAUAGUAUAGUAUAGUAUAGUAUAGUAUAGUAUAGUAUAGUAUAGUAUAGUAUAGUAUAGUAUAGUAUGUAUAUGGUAUGGUGUAGUAUAGUAUAGUAUAUGAUAUGGUAUGGUAUACUAAGGUAUACUAAUAAAGCAUAUGAUGUCAUGAGGUACUGUACAGUAUUGUACAGUUUAGUAUUGUACUGUAUGUGCAGUAUGGUAUGGUAUGGUAUGGUAUGGUAUGGUAUGAGUGUAUGACAUAGUAUGGCAUGGUAAUUCGUACUGUAGGUAUUCUAUAUUUCUAUCACAGUACUAUGGUAUGGUAUGUGAAAACAUAAUUAUGUUGUAUGGUAUAUGGUAAUUGUAUGUUAUGAUAUGGAGAAUGGUCAGGUAAAGGUUUAGUAUGAUAGUAAUAAAAUACUAAAUUUUAUAAAUACUUUUUGAAAAUCAUCUUUUUUUCACGCAGGCCCUGUGGUAUGUGUUGCACCAUUUGAUAGCGAAGAUGAGGUAUGGGCAAAUGUAUUUUUCAAACCUUAUAUUCCCAGUGCUGUACUUCACAAUGUUGUGUUUGUGUUAUGUAGGUGAUUGCACGUGCAAACAACGUGAAGUAUGGUUUGUGCUCCUCCAUCUGGUCUGAGAAUGUUGGACGAGUUCACAGAGUUGCUCAACAGCUAGAGGUAAUCAACCUUAUACCGUGCGUUGCUAUAUUCACCAUAAUACCAGACCAUUCCAAACCAGUAUGAUAUCCAUCUAUAUUAUGCAAUACCAUGCCAUUUCAAGCCAUACCUACUGUAGCAUUCAUUAUACCAUGCCAACACCAUACGAAACCAUACCAUGCCACAACAUACUGCACCAUUCCUCAACACAACAUACUACACUCUACCAUACCAUACCAUUUUGUACCAUAUAUGUACCUUACCAUACCAUACCAUACCAUAUCACAACAUACCAUACCACAACAUACCAUCUUGUACCAUAUAUGUACCUUACCAUACCAUACCAUGCAACAGCAUACCAUACCACAACAUACUAUACCAUACCAUACCACAACAUACCAUCUUGUACCAUAUAUGUACCUUACCAUACCAUACCACAGCAUACCAUACCAUACCACAGCAUACCAUACCAUACCAUACCACAGCAUACCAUACCAUACCACAACAUACCAUCUUGUACCAAAUAUGUACCUUACCAUACCAUACCACAGCAUACCAUACCAUACCAUACCACAACAUACCAUCUUGUACCAUAUAUGUACCUUACCUUACCACAGCAUACCAUACUAUACCAUACCACAACAUACCAUCUUGUACCAUACCACAUCAAUGACAUCAUACCACACCAUACCACAUCAAUGACAUCAUACCACACUAUAACACACCACAACAUACCACACCACACCGCCACCAUGCGUGUGAUACCACAGACCAUAUCGUACAACCCAUACCAUAUACAACUAAACCACAGUACAUAUUUGUUUCAGGUUGGCACGGUAUGGUGUAAUUGCUGGCUCUUACGUGAUCUCAACAUGCCUUUUGGUGGAGUUAAAGCUUCCGGAAUUGGACGUGAAGGAAACUUUGAAUCUCUAGAGUUCUAUACAAACACCAAGACAGUGUGUGUCAGAUACUGAAAACAAAACUUGGGCAAAUAGUUGUAGAAUGAUGUACAUGUUACCUUUAAGUCAAAAUAUUUAUUUAAACAGACAAUCUGCAACUACUAUUUGUUCUAGUGAAGGACAUAGAAGGACAGCCAUAAGUACAACUAUAUUCUUCUCAUAGGCAUACCAGUAGCUAGGAGGUUUGAUUGUUUGAAAUUCAAAGAAUGUUUAAUUUUUUAUUCAAGCAACGAGUAUAAUUAUCCUGGGUUUUAUUACAUCUGCAAUUUCCAGAUUUACGUCUUUUUAAACAGCCCCACAAGCAUAAAAUAUUUUUACACUGUAGGUGUUCCACAUGUAGUGAUGUAGGGUUGUCAAUUUAUGAGGCCGUUUGCAGAAAAGCAUAUACAAGAAACUGAAUUUAUUUCGUUUCGAGUUAUAAACAAUCAAAGAGGGCAAAACGUGGCCAAAUUAUAAAACGUCAUGAGGCAUAAAAUCCUUUUUACGUUUUUGCGGUCUUUCUAACAGUAUGGAUAUUUUUGGUAAAAGUAUGCUUGGAAAUUUCACUUUUUUAGAAGGCAGAAUCAAAUCAAAUUUUUUUAGCAAAAUUAGUGCGAAUUUUUCUGUGUGUGUGCAAAUUUAGUGCUUUCACAUUUUGAUCAAUAAACUUUCGUGCGUAAGUGAUUACUGGUAAACAUUUUGGAAGCAUUCGAGAAAACAUCAAUGUUUUCGCAACGAUGUGGCUUAGUUUUGUCGAUUGCCAGGGUUUUAGUUUCAUGGUGAAUGUCUUAUUAGGCUACAAAUUUGUGUCGUUUGGUGUUUCAUCGUCUUCGAUACCCACAAUAUAGUUGAUGUAGGCUUCUUCGUGAUCACCUUGAUCUUCGUCUAUCAUAAGUGGUAGAUAAUCCUGGAAAUAAAUAAAGCCCAUUUAC